AGAAAGACGCCUCAAAGCAAAAUUCAAACAAUCCAAGCAACGAUCAACUUAAGCUGUACUAGUUUUACAAAAUAACAAAAGUCAAAAGAAAAACGAAAAAUACAAUAAGCGAAAAGUGUCACAAAGCAGCAGGUUUAAGAAAAUAUGACUGAGCAAACAAAUAUAAAAGUGGUGGUGCGCGUGCGCCCCUACAAUCAGCGGGAAAGGGAGCACAAUCAGAGGUGCAUAAUAAAAGUGAUGGACGCAUCCUCCUUGCUGUUCGAUCCCGAUGAGGACGACGACGAGUUCUUCUUCCAGGGCGCGAAGCAGCAGUACAGAGAUAUCUCAAAGCGUACAAACAAAAAGCUCACAAUGGAAUUCGAUCGCGUCUACGACACGGAUCACAACAAUGAGAACAUGUUCAUGGAGUGCACAGCGCCGCUGGUCGACGCCGUACUCGAUGGGUACAAUUGCUCGGUGUUUGUGUACGGGGCGACAGGUGCUGGCAAAACAUUCACAAUGCUGGGCAGUGAGAAUUGUCCGGGCCUCACUUUCCUGACGAUGCGUGAUCUCUUCGAUAAGAUCCAGGAGCAACAGGAGACACGCAAAUUCGAUGUGGGCGUCAGCUAUUUGGAGGUGUACAACGAACAAGUUAUGAAUCUGUUGACGAAAUCAGGUCCGUUGAAACUGCGCGAGGAUGCGAAUGGUGUGGUGGUCAGUGGAUUGGUUUUGACACCCAUCGACAGUGCCGAGGAUCUGCUGCGCAUGCUCACGUUGGGCAAUUCGCAUCGCACCCAGCAUCCGACAGACGCCAACUCGGAGAGUUCGCGUUCACAUGCCAUUUUCCAAGUGCACAUACGGAUUACGGACCGCAAGACGGGCAACAAGCGCAGCGUGAAGCUCUCUAUGAUUGAUUUGGCGGGCAGCGAACGUGCCUCCAGCACCAAGGGACUGGGCAUGCGCUUCAAGGAGGGCGCCAGCAUCAACAAGAGCCUCUUGGCGCUGGGCAAUUGCAUCAACAAGCUGGCCGAUGGCCUCAAGCAUAUACCGUAUCGCGACUCGAAUCUGACACGCAUCUUGAAAGACUCACUGGGCGGCAAUUGUCGCACCCUGAUGGUGGCCAAUGUGUCCAUGAGCUCGCUCACCUACGAGGACACCUACAACACUCUAAAGUAUGCCAGUCGCGCCAAGAAGAUACGAACCGUGCUGCGGCAGAAUGUGCUCAAGUCCAAUAUGCCCAAGGAGUUCUAUGUGAAGAAGGUCAACGAACUGAUGGCUGAACAGGACCGUCUCCUGCUCUACAACAAGGGACUUGAGGCCAAGUUGGCCCAAUUGGAGCGAUCCGGUGGCAGUGACAACGGCUACGAUCCGCAGGAGCUGAAGCCAUGGUACAGCAAGAUCGAUGCAGUCUACGCCAGUGUCAUAAAGCUGCAGCAGUGUGUCAUUGGGAUACGCAGCAAAGUCCAGAGCCUGAGUUAUCGGCAAACGCUCAAAAAAGAUUUCGAGCAGCUGCGCAAAAUGUUGACGCUGGACCAACGUCUGCUACAGGAUGACUAUAUGCUGUUCACGAACUAUUUAAGCGCAUUGAACGUAAGAAAUCAGAAAUAUACCGAUGAGCUGCCAAGGUGGCGCAGCAAGCUGGAGGUGGCCUGCAUCAGCCUGAAGAAAUUGAAGCUGGAGGUGAAGGAGUCGAAACACCAGCAUAUUCUCAACUUGUACAUCAGCAACAAGGACUUGGAGGUGCAGUUGUCCAAGCAGCAGAUAAACAGCAAUCAUUUGACCGGCAUCAACAACGAGCAGGCGGAGAAUGCCAGUCUCUUGCGCAAGUCCCUGUCCAUGGCCUGCGAGGGAUUACACCAACUCUACAGUCGUCUGGAGGAGACGCAAAAACUGACGCCCGAAAUACAGAGUGUAUAUGAGCGGCUGGAGCGCAGGAUGCGCUUCACCGAAGCGGAAACGGCGACUUUGACGCAGGACACCGAUUUGGAUACACUGCUCGCCGAGCAGCACGAGCCGGAGCCAUUAACACUGGCCAGCAGCAGCGGUAGGAAACGGAAAUGUGAUCGUCGCUACACGCACACAGUGUCCAACAGCGAAUUUGUGCUGCAUCUGGGCGUGGAUAGCUUCGAGGACACCGACUCCGACUCUGACUUGGACCCAACUGACGACAGCCAGCAGCAGAUGUUUAAGAAACCAUGUAAUCUGAACGUAACCCAAGUGGUUCCCAGCAACAAAAGCGCCCAGCACAAAGCACUGACGGCGACAGUCACAAAAUCGCGACCCAUCAAUCAUCGCAUGAUGUCCGACAUGCUUUCUGAUCAGAAUGUCGCCGGUUCUGCGAACAAGGAGAAGCUGAAGCAAGCUAUGCUCAAGUCCAGCAAGUUUACGACGCAAGGAUUGCAGCGCACCUGCGCAGCGGCGAUACAAAAGGAGAACUUAAAGUAUACCACAAACUGUGUGCGGAAAAGUCCACGAGCCCUAAUCGCAAAGACACUUGCCGGCGCGACGGCAACGAUGCGAAAGCCGAUCUCCCGUCUGGCCGGAACGAUUGGAUCUGGCGCAAAGGAUGCGCCAGUAGUCAGGAUAAAUCGAGCCGCUUCGUUUCGCGUCAAAAAAUCAUAAAUUACUUUUCAUUUAUUUAAAGCGUUUCUAUUUUAUUUCGUUUAUUUUGUACCGCCCGAAACGAUUUGAACAGUUUUAACAGUUUAACUUCAGUAUAAAUAUAAUUUAACCCACAUAUAAACAUAUAUAUAUAUAUAUUCUGUAAGAUCUUUUACUCUAAGUAACGCGCUUAGCUCUAAAAAUACAUAUCCGUCUCCUUGCCAGCACCCAA
Drosophila grimshawi is the source of this 2812-nucleotide messenger RNA. It is a transcript of the gene Klp67A, whose product is annotated as kinesin-like protein KIF18A. The record is from RefSeq and is a predicted model, not a curated record. Lineage: Eukaryota; Metazoa; Arthropoda; Insecta; Diptera; Drosophilidae. Bases 145 to 2601 code for a protein of 818 amino acids. The transcript is spliced from 5 exons. Gene Ontology annotation, biological process: microtubule-based movement. Gene Ontology annotation, molecular function: microtubule motor activity; microtubule binding; ATP binding.